Paramecium pentaurelia is the source of this 1500-nucleotide messenger RNA. The record is from the annotation of a GenBank genome assembly. NCBI's taxonomy places the organism in Eukaryota, Ciliophora, Oligohymenophorea, Peniculida, Parameciidae.
AUGAACAUUAUUUUUAAACUAAUUAAGUACCUAUUGGCUUGUAUAACAAUGUUUUUUGAACAAAAUAGAAAAAGAUAAAAGUCUUUAAAAAUAAUUGAUAAAGAAGAAAAUUAUGAGAAAUGGUUAGAAUUAGUAAAGGAACACGACUAAUAAGAUUACAUAUAAUAAUGGUUAUAAAAAGAGGAAUCCAAUCUAUAUCAAUAUAAAUAUAUAAAGAGUUUGAGCCAAAAGUUGAGAAUGGCAAAAUAGGAUAAGAAUAUCCCUCUAAUUUGUCAAUUGCUUAGAUAAAAUGCAAAUAGAAACAUAGGAAAUAUCCUUAAUCCAAAAUUAUAUUCUCAUGCAUUCAUGAAAACAAAGAACUUAAUAGAGGAAUUUUAAGAAGUAAAUUAUUCUUAAAUUAUUCUUAGGAAUAUGAGAACUGUUUAGAAUUUUUAUAUAACUCUGAAUUUCCAAACAAAAUUCAAUUUUUUUAAGAAUUACAAAAGGCAAUAGGAUAAACGGCAUUAUUAUUUUCAGGUGGUGCAAUUAUGGGAUUGUAUAGUUGUGGAAUAGCUAAUAUUUUAGAUAAAUUGCAUUUAUUACCUAAAGUUAUGACUGGUAGUUCAGCAGGAGCUAUAUUAGUUAGUUUAGUUGGAACAGCUACAGAUAUUCAAACUAUAUUUUAACCAAAAUAUUAUGAUUAUUCAAUGUUCGAAUAAAAAACCUAAUUUGAUAUUCUAGAUAAAAUAAGUAGAUUAUUAACUAAAGGAUAUAUGUUAGAGAAGGAAUAAAUGCAAUAAUUUUUAUAGAAGGCUUAUGGAGAUGUCACAUUUUUGGAAGCAUAUAAGAAGACAGGAAAAAUAAUGAACAUUAUGGUUACUGGAAAGGAUUGUUCAUCAUCUGAUUGUUUGCUUAAUUAUAUUACUUCUCCUAAUGUAAUAGUGUGGUCAGCAGUUUGCUGUUCUUGUUCUUUACCUGGAGUGUAUGGAGCUUCUCAUUUAUAUUACAAAAAUGAAUAAGGGGAAAUCUAUGAAGGAGAAAUAAAAUAUGUUGAUGGAUCAAUAAGUGCUGAUUUACCUAUGUAAUAAUUAGCAGAAUAAUUUAACAUCAAUUAUACUAUAGUAUCACAAACUAAUCCUUGGGUAUUUCCCUUUCUUACUUCUCAUAGAAGUGACCAUACUAUCAUUAAAAAGAUUACUGAUAAAUUAUUACAAUUUAUAUUAGGAGAAAUUAAAUACAGAAUUCAAUAAAUUAUUAGUAUAGGAUUUCUGCCAAAAAUGUUAUGUAGAAUGUCUAAUUUAUUGAUACAAAAGUAUGAAGGAAAUAUAACUAUAUGGCCUAAAUUUUUAUGGUUGGAUUAUUCUAAACUUUUAGAUAAUCCUGAUGAAUUUACAGUAUAGAGAAUGAAAGUAGAAGGGCAAAGAAGAACAUAUGAAAGUACUUUUUUAUUUUAUUUUAGAAUUACACUUUAUAUAUGCUGCUACACGAUUAGAAAGAUGCUUAUCAAAAUACUUAAAUUGA